AUGGCCAUUGGGCCGACCAACCCCGAUCUCGCGCCGUUUGGCGCUGACAAGACCGAGCGUCACGGUCGCGAGGCCCAGUCGCUGGCCAAGUUGGUCGUUGAGCAGCUGGCGUCGGCCGGCACGAUCCCGGCUACCAACGACGAGGAGCUGAACAUUGUGUCGUGGUUGAGCUACGGCCCCAUGGACUUGCGCACGACCAAGGAGAACCUGCAGGCCGGAUUCAUCCAAGAUCUAUACGCGCUGUCAACCUAG
Messenger RNA from Sporothrix brasiliensis 5110, 252 nucleotides. RefSeq lists its product as uncharacterized. The record is from RefSeq and is a predicted model, not a curated record. NCBI's taxonomy places the organism in Eukaryota, Fungi, Ascomycota, Sordariomycetes, Ophiostomatales, Ophiostomataceae. The coding region runs from base 1 to 252 and encodes 83 amino acids. The transcript has 2 exons.